Messenger RNA from Plasmodium vivax (malaria parasite P. vivax), 981 nucleotides. RefSeq lists its product as hypothetical. Bases 1 to 981 code for a protein of 326 amino acids. The record is from RefSeq and is a predicted model, not a curated record. The transcript is spliced from 2 exons. Lineage: Eukaryota; Apicomplexa; Aconoidasida; Haemosporida; Plasmodiidae.
AUGAGGAUGACAAAUGGCGAUGUUCUCACUGCCUUACGGGGGGAGGGGGAACACAAACGGUGUGUGAGAUUCCAAAAGGGGGUUGACUCCCUCGUUGGGGUCCUCCUCAAACAUUUGGUCCCCAAUUUGUAUUACUCCUUCGACAAAAUUAAAGAGAACGAUGGCAUAAAAAGGGAUGACGGUGGAAGCUCAAAAAUGAAUAGCAGAAGAAAGUUGGGCAAGUCCAAGAAGAACAUAGAAAAGUGCAUUGACUUGUGUCUGGUAGUUUUGAAAACGUUACAGGGGGAUCCACAUUUCUUUGCUCAGUAUGUGCUGGAGAACUACUCUUCAAUUAGGGUACGUCAUAAUGAUAAAGGGAGGGAGGGGAAGAAGAAAAAAAAUAACAAGUUCGAUGACGCCCUUUUGAUGUACCACUCGUAUAGCAAUUCGCAGCCGUCGAGAUGGAAAAAUAAACCAAGUGGUGAGACUAACGCAGUAUGCCUGAAUGCAGGGGGGGCGAAAAACCACAGCUUCCUCAUAGGAGAUAGGGAAGUCAACUCUUAUGUGAACAAAAUUGUAACGAUAGACUCGUACAUAGACAAACAUAGGAUGUACUCCAAGGGGGACUUCAUCUGCGAACUGGAUAAUUUUUUAAAUGCCUUUUAUUUGAAGAAGGGACCCUCAAAUGGGGGGCAUGCCAGGUUUGGCGCGACCCAAAGGGGAGAAAAAAACGGGGAAGUAAAAGCGGACGCCAAAGCGGAAGAAAAAAACCUAAUCGAUGACGACUGCGUGACGAAUAACUUAUUCUCGGAGUACUUUAACAGCUGCAGAAGGAGCAACAAACUGGUGAACACGCUAAUAAAAGAGGUGAAUUUGCAGAGUUUACAAAAUUUCCAUCGCGUUUUGUGCAAAAAUAUUAACUUUAUCAGAAUGUUUAACGCGCGAAAUGAUACCAACCAAGAAAUGGAUGCCCUGCAGCUGUCUACCCUUUUUGAGCUUUGA